Epinephelus moara (kelp grouper) is the source of this 12887-nucleotide messenger RNA. It is a transcript of the gene shroom3, whose product is annotated as shroom family member 3. NCBI's taxonomy places the organism in Eukaryota, Metazoa, Chordata, Actinopteri, Perciformes, Serranidae. The transcript has 24 exons. Gene Ontology annotation, biological process: actin filament organization. The record is from RefSeq and is a predicted model, not a curated record. Gene Ontology annotation, cellular component: adherens junction; apical plasma membrane; apical junction complex. Bases 779 to 6715 code for a protein of 1978 amino acids. Gene Ontology annotation, molecular function: actin filament binding.
UCUUUCCUCCCUCCUCUCGUCUCUCCUCAGACUCUCAGUUUCUCUCGCUCACAAACAUCAGCAGCGGCCAUCCAGAGCGAGCUGGGCUGAGGAUGUUUACUUCAUGCUUUUAUCAUACGGCUUAAUGACACUUAAUUGCUUCAUUUGCUUAACGAGCUCGGGGACCAGGGCGACUCGAUGUGGAGUGGAGCAAAGAGACAGAUCAGAGGAUGGUAGAGACGGGAUCGGUCGUGGCGAGUCUUUUCGAUACAAAGAGGAGUAGGUGAACAUCGAAAAGUCAGGUUGCAUUGGUCUGUUCGGCAACUUUUUCAAAGAAGACAGAGCAGAUUGCAGCAUUAGAGACUUCAAAGGAAGGUGUUAAUUUGUGGGUUUGAAAAGGCGCAGAUGUAGGAGAGCAAAGCAGGUUUUAAGGUUAAAGGUUAAAAAAGUAGGACAAAAGUAAAGGAAAGAUAUGGCAAACGAAGACGGCUGAAGGUCCAAGAGGUGUAAUGAUGUACAGAAGAUUGCAGCAGGUUUCAUGAGAGGACUUUUGGAAGUACCCUUAUACACAGGAGAGCAUGUAAGGACACAGCUGAGUAGAGUUGAAACCAGAAAGUAGGUUUUCUUGGAGCUUUCUAGAAGGACGCAACAAACAAACAGCCCAUAGCGAAGGGUGUGGACAUGGGACUUUCUGAGACUUUCUAAGAGAAGAAGAAGAAGAAGCAGUCAGAGUGAGAGUGCAGCUGAGGAGAAAGCAGUUCAGUAGAAUCGAGAAUAAAGUGGACUUUGAGUCGAGGUGAUGGAGCUGCUGGAGGCGUUUUACCGCCGCAAGCUGCGGAAGAAGCAGAAGAAAUCAGAGCUGGGACGGUCGGACGGGGCGCUGUGUCGAGCGCCGUCAGAGGCCAGCGUCAACGGCCUGGCGACCGGCCUCAUCAACAAAGUCCUCAGGUUCACCUCCAGACGCAGUGAGCCGGCGUCCCGUCCUCACUCGUGGCAUUCGUCGAAGCUCGGUGAAGGUCAGCAGCCGUCGAAUCAGGGAGGGAUGGACACGAUGAGCAGCGCCUGGCACCACAGCUACCACGCCAGUGCCUCAACCACCGACCUGUCAGGUGGGUUUGACUCUGGCGGCAGCUACCUGAGGAAGAGUCCGGACCAGUACAGCUCCAGGGGCAGCAUGGAGAGCCUUGACCCUCCGCAGUCCUCCCAGCUUCACUCUGGAGCUCAGCACCACCACCCACUGGGCCACCACACCCACAGCGGACCCCAUCCUGCCUACUCCUCCUGCCACCAGCUGUCCUCUGCCAGGUCCUCCAACAGCAUCGACCACCUCCACAGCAAACGAGACUCCGCCUACUCCUCCUUCUCCACCAGCUCCAGUAUCCCAGAGUACCUUGCCUCCACGCCUUCCUUCAGCCCAGAGCGCUCCUAUUCGCUGGAAACCGUCCCUCAGAGAGAAGGAGGAAGUGUCGAUAUGCAGCAGGCUGACAUGUGUUACGUCCAGACGGUUUAUGACGCCCAGCAGGGCCUAUCGCAAGAGCAUGAGCUGAGCUCCACCUCUGCCGCGAUGCUUCGCAACAGCGAUUCCAGAGGCGGGGGAGGGAUGAGGCCGGGGCAAAGCAGAGAUAUGCAAGGUUCAGUGGGAGGGGUCUGUUACCGUGGCAGCAGCAGUGGCAGCAGCAGCAGUAGCGGCAGCAGCAGCGGUGGUGUACCAGCAUCAAACAGACACAGUGUAGGUCCAAUAUGGGGCCCGGCGGCCAGCCGCAGCUCCUACGAGAGCCUAAAGGGGGCGCCGGCCCCGCCGAGGCGCAGCGACAGCUACGCAGCCAUCAGGAACCACGAGAGACCGAACUCCUGGUCCAGUCUGGAGCACGCCCGGUCACUACGGUCUCUGCAGAAAGGUUCCUGGCAUCACUCCAGUGGCUCUGUGGCUUCAGGUGCAGCUAAGGGCUCGUACAGCGCCGAAGGUCAGCUCCACACAGUGAUAGAGAAGAGUCCAGAGAGCAGCCCCACCACAAAGCCCCGGCAGGGUGGAGGCUUCCCCCAGCCCCCUUCUCCUACCGGGCACUCUUCCGGACCUGCAGGCCCCGUCCCACAGUCUGGCCGGCUCAUUCUACCCACGGGCACAUACCCUGUCCCACAGCUUGAGCCCCACUACGCACAGAUUCCCAGUGCCGGCCCCGGUCCAGCCUCCUCUGGAGUGUACCCCGCCCUGGCUAAGGAGAGCGGCCGACAGCAGCAGCAGGGCGUCGGAGGGAGAGAGGAAGGAGCAACGGAGAGGCGGAGGGAUGGAAGGAUGUCAGCGACAGAAAACGGAUACCAAAACAACACUUCUUCACUAUACCCCUAUUCUUCUUCGUCAUCGUCUGCCUCCACACAGCUCAGGACUCAAGCAUACGAGGCUGACAGGCCUCAACAGGAAGAGUCUAACUAUGAACUCUACAGACCCAACAUGAAAACUGCCAGAGAGGGAUCAGAGGACCACACAGGGGCUCAAAGGCCCCCAAACCACCAGGGACCUCAUGGUCAGAGCUUCCAAGGGCCCCAUAUUCAUGCAAGCCAGAGAGCCCACAGCCAGUCCCAGGAGCACAACCAGGAUUUCCACAGGGCCUCAUCUUCACAAGAUUGGAGGGACCCCUACAUGCCUGUCCAACCCAGGGGAGAAAGGAGGAGAUCAAUGGACCAGACCAGCAUUCAUUCAGAGCCAGUGACAUCCUCCAGGAUCCCCCAAGGACAAGUGCCUCCUUCCCACUUACCUGCUCAGCCUCAGGCUCCACCCGCCUCCGCCUCGCAGAAUUCACCCCGUCACUUCAGUGACUCAGCAGCUCUGCAGUACCAGCACUGGGACCACAGAGAGCAUGACAAAGACCGAGAACAUCCACUGACCCGUCUGGAGAUCGCCCUUGCCGAGGUCCAACGAUGCGCCAGCCCUAACAGUGUUGCCUCCGCCAGUAGCCAUGGUAAUGGUAGCCAAGGUGAUGGCAGCCAGGGACCUAACCGCAGCCUGUCUGUCCUGGAGAAGGUCAGCCGCUUCGAGCGUCGCACCGCGAAGCAACGCAGUCACAGCACCACCAACGCACAGGACAAAGCCACCCAUCUGAGGAUGACAGAGAAAGGCCGCAGCUCCCCCUGUGGAGCAGAUGACCUCAGAAACAUGCUGGAGAGAAGCACCGGUGGGACCAAAGCCCACAGAACUAUGAGCUACAGAGGAGGCAGCACUGAGCACAAGAAAUACAGGACCCCAGCAGAUCCAAGUUCAGCCCUCCAGAGAAGCCGCAGCAGCUUCCAGCUGGAAGAAACCAGGGAGGGCGACAGCAGCAAAGACUUCCCCCAGACACAGGACAUCCAGGAGAUAAUGGGCACCAUGCAGGACACGUCCUUCAACAGAUCUUACAGGGACACUUUGAAAGACGCCCAAUCCAAGGUCCUACGGUCCACCUCCUUCAGACGGAAAGACCUCAGCUCCUCAAUCAGUCCUCCGCCUCCUGCAGCUCCUCCUCCCGUUUCCUCCUCCAGCGGCCAUCAACCUCCACCUGUCCCUGCAAAGCACCACUCCCUGGAGAAAAAAGGCCCCAAAACCAUGCCCAAACCACAGGGCAUCAUCAUCACACCACAGUCGGCAGCACCGGUCACUUCCCUGCACACCCCGAAGGAGCGGCAUGUGGUCAGCCCAGAGACACGAGGCCCAAGCCCCCCAGCUCUUCCCAGUGUCCCACCCGUUGGACAUCCUGGUCUGUUACGGAUCUGCGGCCGCAAGCGCCUGACAGCAGACCAGAAGAAGCGAUCAUACUCAGAACCAGAGAACUUGAACGAGUGCGGGGUUUCGGAUGCAGAGACUGUUGCCCUCUUCAGGCGUGGAGGAGAGACCAGCGUGGCAGACCGGCGGAAGAUGUUCGAGCUUGUGGCAAGUCGAGUUGGGGGCGGGGCUAUGCAGAAUGCCACAUCAAGGCCUGAAUUGCGGCAGCUUCAGCAUGACGCUCUUGCAGAAUACGUGGAGAGGAAGAGAGGCGUGCAAAGAGACAAGGGAGGACAGAGGAGUGGAUUAAGGCCCCAUAGUGCCUAUCUACAGCCUGACAACAGCAACUAUAUAGGUGGGUGGAGGAACGGAGACACCCUCAGCCUCUCCUCCACCUCCAGCAUGCUCUCCCUGCAGGACUCUGCUGCAGAUCGAAGCUUCUCCUCUGGAGAGAGGCGUCCCUGCCCCACUCUCCCUCCUGGAGCUGACCUGUGGAGCCACCAGUCCAACCUCUUCUACCCGGGCAGGGUGACCACUCCAAGGGCUCCGGUGCACCCAUCCAUUAGUGCUCCUUCUGGCUCCCUUCCUGAGCCCCAGGCACAGAUCCCCCAGGACGUGCCCCAUGAAACAGGGCUCAGCAGACAGAGUCAGUCCUCCAGCAGAGACCGCGGCCUUGACCUCCAGCAACUGGCCGUAGAGCCUCAGCUCAAGCUGGGACUGUCCCAGCAGCUCAACGGGGCUCUGCAGAGGGCCGGGUCAGCUCGGGGCUCCGGAAAGUCAGCCUCUGCCGAGGAUCUCCUGGAGAGAUCCGAAGAGAUUCCAAUGACUCCUCAACACUACCGCUCCCGCUCCUCCCCCACAGUGGAGAGGCUGAACCAGGACUUCCCUUCAGGCAACGUCAGCAUGUUUGACGUCUUCAUCUCUGAACCUGGACGCCGCUCUCUGGCCGAGGACAGACCUGCAGAAGUCCAGCUACCAGGCGGCCUCAUCUCACCUCAACACUCCCGAAACAGUCUUAACACCGUCCAGCCUGCAGGACCUUGGCAAGACCAAGGCUCCUCCCACACUCCAGUCACUCGUAGGGAGCAAAAGAGGAACAGCGAGCGGCAGCGAGCCUACAGCACCUCCACCUUGGCAGCCUCCGUUGGCCUGCCCUGCCCCCUUUCCCCCCCUGGGACUCAGGGUGCUAGCAACGCUGAGUGGCAGGCAAGCGAGAGGCUGAGCAAGGCCAACCUGGAUGCCAUCACCUUCCCAGGCAUCCCACAACCACCCACAAAUGAUAGUAAUGGCAGUAACACUGCUGACAACAAUGAAACCCUGGUGAUGGAAAGACAGACAAGACACAGUGUGAGUGAUGCCAGUAUACUAGAAGACACCGCAAAGGACACGUAUAGAGAGAGAGCCUUCAGUUUAGAGAUGAGAAGAGGGUAUUCUGCAGAAGUCGCCAAACGAGUUUCACCAGUGAUGCAAACACCCUUGCCCCAUUUCCAGCUUGCAUCCCCACCAGACAGGAAGGACAGCAGGAGCAUGGCAUCAUCUCCUUCGCCUUCCUCCCAUCCGUCCAGUCCCCAGCCCCUGUCCUCAUUGCGAAUAUCUGAGUCCAGCUUCUUCAGCUUCACUGACCACCAGCAACCACUAGAAUCCUCCACAGGCCUAUCGCAGGACGACUUUGACGAGGUCUUCCUCCAAAAUCCUGCCCCUCCGUCACCUCCUCCGCCAAUCAAAGAGACAAGCAUCUUGGAGGACUUCCCUCCUCCACCUCCUCCCCAUGAGUUGCAGCAGGAAGCUGGACACCAGAAUGUGGGAAGUAUGGAGUUCUUAAACAACUCCAUCAUUCCAACCAGGAAGUUAUCCCUCCAGUCCCCUCCAAAGUCCCCUACCUCCUCCGUCGUUCCUUCGUCUGUGCCCAUCCCAACUCCUUCCCUAAAGCCACAGCCCUCCACCAUCACCUCUAUUACCACAUCCACCACAGCCGAGGACAGCCUAGGUCUUGAGUACCAGCCAAUACCGAAGAGGGAAAAGACAUCAGAGGAGCUGCGAGUGGAGGUGCUGGCCCGGCAGCUGAUGUCACAGGACAGCUCUCUGGCACCUCUCCUGGACACGUGGGGGGGUAAAUCCACUGUGGACCUAAUGGAGGAGAUAUUUCCAAACAGCAAAUUGGUUGAUAAAUCACCAUGGCAGCGCAGGGGCAGCAGCAGAUUGGAUGACAGGAUCCAAGAUGGCGUUUGUGAUCCUGCUCAGAGCACGACAACAGAUCAGCAGAAGGAGACCGAUCUGGAUGAGGAAGAGAAAGACCUCAACACCAGGAAGGUGGAGCUGUGUGAGGCUCUGAGGCGCAGCGUGGCGGCCCUGCGGCAGGAGAAGGAGGCGCUGUGUGAGGAGCAGAAAUGUCACCAGGUGCUCGGGGCGAGCAUCGAAACACUGGUGCAGGAACGCCUCAAAACCAACGAGAGGGACAAGUACAGCAUGUUCAUCGGAGAUCUGGAGAAGAUCGUGAACCUGCUGCUGUCUCUGUGCAGCCGGCUGGCGAGGAUCGACAGGUCGCUGCUCGCUCUGGAGAGAGAGGACAUGACGCAGGAGGACAGAGCGGACGAGAGGGACUGCCUCCAUCACAAGCGCUCUCUGCUCCUCGGUCAAACCGAAGACGCCCGGGAGCUGAAGGAGAACCUGGACCGGCGGCAGCGCGUGGUCCACGGCAUCCUGUCCGGCUACCUCACCGAACCACAGCUCCAGGACUACCGCCACUUCGUCAGCACCAAACCCUCCCUUCUGAUUCGCCAGCGGCACCUCGACGACCUCAUACGGCAGGAGGAGGAGCAGCUGACGCGACUGGUCGAGAGCCUGCCGCAGGAGCUGGCGGAGGCUCACGGUUGGUCGAGAGGGAGUCUGUUCCCAUCGCCGAGCCCCGCCCACUGCUCCUCCCCUUUCCCACCGCUGCUGCCACCCUCUGUGAUCCCAGGCCCCGGCCACGUAGUCCGCUCCACCACUGUGACGUCACUGUGAUGUCACGGACAGGCCGCUGUUCUGAGCGGCAGUGAAGGAUAGAAAAUGAAGAAGAGACAGCUGGCUCCCUAAAAACUUGCUCUGAGCUCUGAACUGAAGGAGCUGUACAUGAAGGAAGCGUCGGCCUGAAACAGGCUCCGUUCACACUGAAACUAUGCAGACUUCACACAUGAAGAAGAGAAACCUUUAACGUGCCUCAUUCUGUUCACACGUGACUGUGCGUUACACUUCUGUUCACCUCGACAUCAGCGACCAGCGCUGUGUGGAAUAAAGCUACUGCUGCCAACAUUUCUAAUGACCCUCUGGGAGGUUCGCCGUCAGAUGCUCCAAAGGACAAUUCCAGUGUUGUGGGUAACUUCCUGAGGUUUUCUAACCCUCAUCGUGUUCGACAUAUGUUUCUAAAUAUUCCUCUCAGUCCAGAUGAGCGCAGAGCUUUAAGGCUGUAAACGUUAAAAUCAGCUUUUUAUGUUUCAUUUCCAGAUAGAUGAGAUUACAGGGGACCUUAAAGGGAUAGUUCAGAUUUUUUAAGCGAGGGGUGUAUGAGGUAUUUAUCCAUACUCAGUGUAUUACCUGCAGUAGAUGGCGGUUUGCUUGCGCCCAGUUUGGAGAUGCAGACAGAAAUACCGCCAUGGAAGCUAAGCAAUGCACUGCUGUGGACGGGGCAGCAACACAAUGUAUUUCAGCCACCUAAAAAAAUUGAUAUCAGUUUAAGUGUGCGAUAUAUUUAGAGUAUUUUCAUGGCUUUACUUUGCUGUCAGACAGUGCUUUCUGACAGGAAAGUGCAGCCAUCGUAUCGCUCUCUUCAAGGCCACCAGACUCCACUGAGAAAAACUGUGAUUUAACAUUGCUAAACACAGGAGCUGCUGGUCUACCACUGCCUUGAUAAGUGAGUUUCAGUGGUGUAAAUUUGGAUAGUGAAGGCAGUGUGGUUGCACUGGGGCCCAAGUGCCACCUGGAAAUUCGCCCAUGUUCAAAGACGAACUAAUUGAAAACAGUGUGAUUUAUAUAUAUACCUUCAAAAAGGCAAACCGAUCUUCGUCAUGGUUUUCUUUGUGGUGAGAUAUUCAGUAUCAAUCUGUAAGAAAAUUAUAUAUUAUAUGUAUUUAUUCUACCUUGUGCCAUUUUUAUUUCCACGGAUAUUCAGUGUCAGCAACUAUACGCAACCAAAGUGUCUCGGCUGAAAGAAACGCAUCUCCAAAGUGCUCUCGCACUCCCAGCUUGGUGAAGACGAGGCUUUAAAUAUGUUUUGCAGCGGCCCCCAUCCACAGCAGUACAUUGCUUUAGUUCCAUGUCGGUACUCCUGCCUGCUUCUCUAACUGGGGGCGUGCCGACUGACAUCUACUGUAGGAAAUUCACUGACUAUGGAUAAGUACCUCAUACAAACCCACUUCAAAAAAUCUGAACCGUCCCUUUAAGUUCCCCAGUUUCGGCCCUACAUUCACCAACAUCAUGAAAACUCCUCGACACCAGAGAGUCUUAAUCAAACUGACUGUAAUGCUGACACAGACUUUCUAUACAUCAGCCUGAAUCAUAAAUAAAAGGAUAGAAAUUUACUUCCACUCUGGAAUUGUCCUUUAACGACCCUGACGGUGCUUUCAGGAACCUCAAACAUUCAGACGUUCCUCUUGAAACUCUAUUUCUAACAAGAAGACAAAGUGAGCAGGUGUUUUAUCUCCCAAAGACAAAAUACUCUCUUCUUUAGAAUGAAAAAUCACUUUUUAUCAACCUUUUCAGAAGGUCAGCGUCUGCUCAUGUUCAGCCAACGGACAAAAUAUAAAUCAACACCAAAAUACGAGGGACACUGUUUUGAUUUUACUGCAACAAAAAGACUCAGAAGAGUCUGAGUGCACAGAUCCUGCUCUGAUCACUGUCACAUGAUACUGUAACACUACUGUCACUACUGUCUGCAGCUUGUAGCACUUUUCACUGUAGCAGCUCCACUACUGUCUGCUGCAGGAUUUUUACACUGAAUCAUUAACAUUGCUCUGCUUGUGCCUCUUUAAAAGACGAUGUGAUGAAACAUUUGAUGUUAUAAAAAAUUAGAUUCCAAAGAUUUUCACUGGAUGAUUUGUUUGCAGACGUCAACCUGGUCUAAGUUUGGAUUUGAGGUGUUGUUUGGUCCAAAAAUUGAUAAUUCUUUUUUUCCCUUUUACUUAAGAAUAACCGAAUUUUUACAAAUAAAAAACGCCACAGUUUACUUUAUCAAAAGAUAUUUAAUUUAUAAUCAUAUAAACAUAAAAAAGAAGAAUUAAACAAUCAUUUAAAGUGCUGAUAAUUGUCCUAUUGAUCACCUAAUUCAUUAAAAUGACGUGUUUUGUCUUUGACAUUAAAUGCCUCGUUCAGUUUUCCAGGUUCCAACAAACUUAAACAAGCUGUCUCGCCGUAUUUUAAUUUUAUUUCGCUGGUGUUCACAUGUGGGUAUCUGUGAUAUAAAACCAUUCCAGUUCUGAUCAAACUGUCUGUCGGCUGUCAGAGGAAUACAGGCUGCACAGUGUAACACUGAAAAGGAAUUCAACACUACUGCUACUAACAAACUGUGCGUCAUAUCUGUUCCAGAAAAGCAAUAAGAAGCUGAAAAUCUUUAUUUAAUCUCUGCCUGCCGUUGUUUCAGUUACUUGUAUCAGUCAAGGACGCUGAUGUGAUCACAAAUUUAAAGUCUCAAGGUCAUAACCUUGAUAGGGAUUUUCACACUGCCUGUUCUUAGCCCCUUUUUCACACACACAGUUAACUCAGUGUUAACCUGAGCCCAGGGCUACAUGAUUCACACUGCACUUCUACUAGCCCUGGGAAACACGUCAGCUGUAACUCGUGUCUAAUGUUUACAUUCUAGAAUGACGCGUGAUUGUUCUUUAACAGCGAGCAGCGUUGUUAAAAUGUGACCGUUAGCAGGGAUUUUUGUGAGCGAGGUGCUAAAAGAACAAAAUGAGAGAACAGCAGAGACAGGAAAAACUGAGAAGAACACAGAUGGUGGAAAAAUGUUGGCAUUGUAGGUUCCUGCAAACCAUGAAAACAUGACAUUUGCAUAUUAUUAUGUAGCAGAUACAUUCAAAGUUUUUGAACAAUGCUGUGGUUAACAUGUGGUUAGGUUUAGACACAAACACCACUUGGUUAUGGUCAGGAAAAGAUUGUGAUUUGGAUUUAAAUACCCAAGUUUAUGGGCACAAUCCCACCUGGAGGUGCAGCGAUGUCUCAGUAAAAACAACUGCUUUUAAUGACACUAUUCCGGUUGGAAAAAUAGCAACAGGUGACAAAAAUACACCCAUGUUUGGUGAGCUAGAAACACAGCAAUGACUCGCUAAAAAACAACCUGUCUUCAACGCACUAUUCUGGCAGAAAACACAACAAUGGCUCAGUAAAAACAACUGCUUUUCAUGGCACCAUACCUGGUGGAAAACAGCAACGGGUUGCUAAAAUACAUCCACAUUUGGUGGCUAUAACUCAGCUAGAAAUACAGUGAUGACCCACUUAAAAACAACCGGUUUUCAUUACACUAGUCAGACAAAAAAACAACAAUGGGUCAGUAAAAACAACCCCUUUUCAUGGCACUAUCCCCGAUGGAAAAACAGAGAUGAGUCACUAAAAUACACCCACAUUUGGUGGCUAUAAUGCAGCUAGAAAUACAGCAAUGAUUCGCUAAAAAAUAACCAGUUUUCAUCGCACUAUUCUGGCAGAAAAUGCAACAAUGGCUCAGUAAAAGCAACCACGUUUCGUGGCGCUAUACCUGGUGGCAUUUUGCAAUCAAGUGAUGUUACUGCCUGAACCCUUAUGUACAGCUGCAUUCACUUGUCUUGUAAGCCUGAAGAAGGUCACAAUGACCGAAAGCUUGCAUUAAACUGACAUAUACACAGUGUUUGAGUGUGCGGCUGCUGUUUUAUGGCACUAUCCCUGGUGGAAAAACAGCAAUGGGUCACUAAAAUACACCCACAUUUGGUGGCUAUAACGCAGCUAGAAACACAGCUGUGGCUCGCUAAAAAAUAAUCAGUUUUCAUCACAAUAUUUUAGCAGAAAACGCAGUGAUGACUUUUCAUGGUACUAUCCUAGGUGGAAAAACAGCAGCAGGUCACUUAAAUAUACACUAUAAUAUUAGUAUAAAAUAAUCUUUUAAAAAAAGAAGAAAUGUUAAUAUGAUUCAUAUGAUAAUUGCAAAUGUAACAUAUUUGUGGUUUGCAGAAAUGUAGAAUGCCAACAUUUUCUCCUGGCGACUGGGCGGACAUGUUCCAUUUCUCUUCAACUGACAUCUCCGAUCACAGACUCAGGAACAGCGCCGUUUCUGCCUGCAACCAUUUCGAUCUUUUUAAGUCACAUGUUGUUUUAAGUUAGCCAGUUUGCGAGUUUCGUAGUAGUUUCCAUUGUUACGUCAGUGUUUAGUAUGCACAUACUGAUGACAGAAGAAGUAAUGUGAUUGGACAACAAAAACAAGAUGCAAACUGCCUCACAUCUGUUUCACACUGAUUAUCCCACUUUGGAAUGUGCCAGUGUGACUUAGCUCACUCAGCCUGAGGCUAAAGGCAGUGUGGAAAUGAUUAACCCUGAUGACAUCACUAUGACAUCAUCAGGGUUACUCUCUCAAAUGUCUCCAGAGCCACAGCAGAUAUUAGACAAGUGUUUUUACAGCAGUACCGCCCAUUUAACCCAUAAACUGACCUUCAUGUGUGCUCCUUUAAUCUUAUUUGAACGGUCCAACUUCAUGACGUCACUUUGUGGUCAUGGAAAAUUAAAAUAACUCAGAAAAUACCAACGUUAACAUAAAAAGUUACAAAUAAAAAAAAUUAAAUUUUGGUCACAAUCAUAAAAUAAUGCUUUCACAAUAAUCAUAUUGUGAGAUUAAGUUGCUGUAAAAUAAUUUGCUCUGCAUUUUUACCUUCAUUUAAGAGUGCACUGUCCCCUCUGGGCUCCCGUAGUUUUCCACAGAACACAUUCUCCCACUUUGGAUCAACUCUUCAGUCUGCCAGUGAUGAAUCAGGUUUAUAUUCGAGUCACAUCAGUUCUUCCAUGUAGCAGGUGCCAUUUGGCUUCCCUACAGUUCAGUUCUUCUGGGGAUUCCAAAUGGCGUAAAUCUAUAUUUAUUGUUUAACUAACAGCAGCAGCAGUGAGAGGGUUUUCACACAGCUGACCAGUUUUAUCCGUUUCAUCCACACCACCAUUUUACUGUUUGAGUUUUUAGAGCACCUUUUAAAUAAAUAUUCUGUUUGUCAUAUUCUCUGAGCGUCACACACACACUCACACACACACACACACUCACACAGUCUGUCCUCGUCAAUAACCCAGAUUUUAUCGUUCAUUAUUGUUUGUUCUUGUUGUUUCCAGAGGCACAGCAGCAGAAUAUCUCAGACAUUUUAUCGUUGAAUGAAAUUCAAUGUUCGCUUUUUGAAAGAAGGACAAUUAAAUAACAGCUCCUGGUUUUUACAAAAUAAAUGUAUUUUGUAAAUGACUCUGUGUCGUCUGCAAGCUGUCUCUCACACACACACACACUUAAAUGAAAAGGUCUUCUGUGGUCUUUGCUCGGCCUGCUGCCCCCACGACUUGGCCUCAGAUAAGCGGAUGAAAAUGGAUGGUUGGACAGCCCAUGUGGUGGUGGUGCCUAUGGGCAGUAUAUGCCCUGUAUGGGAUUGUCCACAGGUUCCACACUGGCCCCAGUUGAUCACAUGGGUGGAUUUACCCACACUGGCUCUAAACAUUUGUUAACAAAUAGUAAUAAUCAAUACUUUUAACUAAUUGUGGUCAAAGGGAGUUUAAUAACAGUGGAGAAGGAAUGGUGCAGUAAAACUGAAAAUAAUUCCUUUCUUUUCAUUGACAAAAAAUGUUUGUAUAAAUAGAAGAUAAUAAAGAUAAACUAGCCUGAUAGUUUGAUUACAUGUAGUUCACUGCUUCACAAUUAACCAGUUAAAUAUUUAUGAAUGCUUCAGAAACACAAAGGACAACAAGCUGAAUAAAAUAAAUAUUUAUAUGUAUUUAUUAAAUUCAUAUUGAUCCCACAAAUGCAAUUACUGGACAGUUAUGAUGCUGUGUAUUUAGCUCCUGUUCCAGUCACAGUGUAACAAGAGCAAUAAAAAAUUCAAUGUGUUAUAUUCUUGUGUAUUCUGUGUUUUCUUUAUUUAAUUAUAAGAAUGUACAAACAAUCAGUCGAAACCAUCCAAUACCGAGGGAUAUUAGUUACAACAGCAAUAGAUAA